Messenger RNA from Cydia strobilella, 1491 nucleotides. It is a transcript of the gene Tpi, whose product is annotated as triosephosphate isomerase. Gene Ontology annotation, cellular component: cytosol. Gene Ontology annotation, molecular function: triose-phosphate isomerase activity. Gene Ontology annotation, biological process: gluconeogenesis; glyceraldehyde-3-phosphate biosynthetic process; glycerol catabolic process. The transcript has 6 exons. NCBI's taxonomy places the organism in Eukaryota, Metazoa, Arthropoda, Insecta, Lepidoptera, Tortricidae. The coding region runs from base 127 to 873 and encodes 248 amino acids. The record is from RefSeq and is a predicted model, not a curated record.
CUUUUGUAAUAGAAAACUAAGUUAAAGGUCAUCUUUAACUUUUGUGCAACACUAAAACACUUGCGGUCGAACCGGAAUCCGGAAUUAGCGAAUUAUUACUUGAGUAGAUAAUUCAUAAUCAGCAUCAUGGGUCGCAAAUUCGUUGUCGGCGGAAACUGGAAGAUGAAUGGCGACAAGAACCAGAUCAACGAGAUAGUCAACAACCUGAAGAAAGGUCCUCUGGACCCCAAUGUUGAGGUUGUUAUUGGUGUGCCUGCCAUCUACCUUGCUUAUGUGAAAAGCAUCAUUCCUGACACCAUCAGUCCAGCUGCCCAAAACUGCUGGAAGACCGCUAAAGGAGCAUUUACUGGUGAAAUAUCGCCAGCAAUGAUCAAAGAUGUCGGCUGCGAGUGGGUGAUCCUCGGCCACUCGGAAAGGAGAUCAAUCUUUGGCGAAAAGGACGAGUUAGUCGCUGAGAAGGUUGCCCACGCAUUGGAGUCCGGUCUGAAAGUGAUUGCGUGCAUCGGCGAGACCCUGGAAGAGCGUGAGGCGGGCAAGACCGAGGAGGUGGUGUUCCGGCAGACGAAGGCGCUGAUCCCGGCCAUCGGCAGCAACUGGGACCGCGUGGUGCUGGCUUACGAGCCCGUAUGGGCCAUCGGCACCGGCAAGACCGCCUCGCCUCAGCAGGCGCAAGACGUACACGUGUCCCUCCGCAACUGGCUGUCCGCGAACGUGUCGGCGGAGGUGGCGGGCGCCGUGCGCAUCCAGUACGGCGGCUCUGUGACGGCGUCCAACGCCAAGGAGCUGGCGUCCUGCGCGGACAUCGACGGCUUCCUCGUCGGCGGCGCAAGUCUCAAGCCCGAGUUCGUUGACAUCGUUAACGCCACUCAGUAAAUCUAACGUAGGUUGGGUCACAGAACGACGUUUGCCCGUCUGCGCUCAAGUCCCUAAGCAUUCAAGUAACUACCGAAUGAGACAGAACACAAUGAAGAAACGUUUUAAAAUGGUUGGCAACAAUGUACGAAUUUAGUCGGUAUUUGUUUUUGCAAAAAACUACCAAAACUCGGUUUGAGAUUCUUUUUAACAUGAAGGACAUUGUAGUAAAGUGAGAUUAUGACAGACAAAACAAAGUAACUCUUUAUCUGUCACAUCUAUUGUAAGUUGCAUUAAUAUUCGUUUUUAUACGUUGUCGCGUCUAUGACUGCAGCUGGGCGGUCGUUUUGUGUGCUAUAAGUACUCAUUUAUACAUUACCUAUAUGCAUACGAUAUAAUAUAUUAGUAAUACUUGUAGAUGUCGUAUGCUUGCAGUUUGCAUUAUCCGUUUGAUAAGUUAAAAUCUAUAAUAACUUUUCGUUUGUAAGUUUAUAUUAAAUCAAAUUUGAUAUGAGAGUAUGUCUACUUGGUUAUUGUUGUUGUGUAUUUAUAGAGCGUUCGAUCUUUUCAAAUUGUACAUGUUUCUUUAUUUAACUGUUAACGUGUCUCAUACGUGAAUAAAUUCGCUAUAUUACCGUU